This is a messenger RNA of Selaginella moellendorffii, 2844 nucleotides long. Its product is annotated as putative endo-1,3(4)-beta-glucanase 2. The transcript is spliced from 3 exons. The coding region runs from base 1 to 2844 and encodes 947 amino acids. NCBI's taxonomy places the organism in Eukaryota, Viridiplantae, Streptophyta, Lycopodiopsida, Selaginellales, Selaginellaceae. Gene Ontology annotation, molecular function: endo-1,3(4)-beta-glucanase activity. Gene Ontology annotation, cellular component: extracellular region. The record is from RefSeq and is a predicted model, not a curated record.
AUGAGCUACGACGAGCGAGAAGUGACACGGUUGGUUUUGGAGUGGUUUGGCUCUUGUCACGGAGCCAUGAAAAUCGUUUCGUUGGUACCAGCGUCUCAGGCAAAAGGCUGGCGGUAUCCAAUGUUGGCUCGCUGGAGCUCGAGAACAAGGAAGGAGAGCUCCAAUCCAAUGGCGAUGGCGUCGCCGCUAGCGCUGGUGGCGAUGCUAGUCCGCUACUCCCUGCUGAUCACGGCGAUCCUGGCGAUGGUGGCGAUGGUGGCGAUGGGGGAGGAGGACGACUCCCUCUUCACCGUGGCCAAGCAGUUCAAGCGCUCCGUCCAGAACGUGGCGGCGGGCGAGCCGAGCUCCGGGCUAUGGACGUCGCGCGCGCGGCAGCGUCCCCUCCCCACCAACAAGUUCUGGCAGAACUUCGUGCUCAACAGGGGAUCCUCGCCGGAGUACAUCCAUCCCUACACCAUCCAGGCGGGUAACUCCUCCAUCGCCAUCGGCUACCCCAAGCGCCAGGCCUCGCCCACCUUGAUCGCCCAGAUCCACGCCAACGAUCUUUUGGUCUCCGCGCGAUCGCCAUCAUCGCCCAUCAUCCAGGUCUCCCACCACGACGACCUCACCGUGACGCUCUCCCUCGGCCAGGCAAUGCGCGCGCACCUCCUCCGCGGCAGCCCCUACGUCUCCUUCGUCUUCUCGGACGCCACGCCGCUCAUCGCCAGCGCGCACGCCAUCGCCAAUCUCUCCCGGAGCGCCGACUCCACCAAGCACACGCUCUUCCUCGCCAAUGGCCAGAGGUGGGUCGUCUACUCCUCCGCGCCGAUCCAUCUCCAGCUCGAUCGGUCCGCGCAGCAGCUCUCGGCCAGCGGCGAUGGGUACUCGGGCGUUCUUCGCAUCGCGCUCGUCGCCACCCCCAGCGCCGAGCCACUGCUCGAUCGCUACAGCGGCUGCUACGCGGUGGCGUCCUGGGUCUCGAUCGACACCGUCUCCUCCGCGCCGCGCGCCUCCAUGGCCUUCACCUACAAGACCCAGGGCCGCGGCGACCUCCUCCUCCUCGCGCUCCCCCUCCACCGCGCCGCCAUGGACUACGCCACCGCCGGCGCGCGCCCGCUCCCCCAGCUCCGCUACGCCAGCAUCGACGGCGAGCUCCAGGGCGUGGUGGGCAGCCUCUGGAAGCUCGACUCCAGCGCGCCCAUGGCCGCCAUAGCCUGGCACUCGGUGGCGGGGAUCCGCGAGCCCACUGCAGCUGGGCGGCUUGGCGCGGCCCUCGCCCGCGACGUGGCGGCGCUCCGCCCGAUCAACACCUCCUCGACGUACUUCUUCGGCAAGGCGGUGGCGCGCGCCGCGCGGCUGGCGCUCAUCGCUGAGGAGAUCGGUGCUCCCGACCAGGCGGCGGCGGUGGCGGCGUUCCUGGAUUCCAACCUCAGCCCCUGGUUCGAUGGAUCCAACGCGGGGAACGCGAUCGUCUACGAUGGGCAGUGGGGUGGAUUGGUGAGCCAGGCCGGGGCUUUCGACUCGGGCGCGGACUUUGGCCUGGGAGUGUACAACGAUCACCACUACCACUGGGGCUACUUCGUCUACGCGGGCGCCGUGCUCGCCAAGCUCGAUCGCGGCUGGGGCGAGCGCUACCGCACGAAUCUCUACUCGCUGGUGGGCGAUUACAUGUCCCCGGCGCCGCCGCGCUCCGGAUCAUCGCGCGCGAAUUUCCCGCGCUUCCGCCACUUCGAUCCGUGGGUGAUGCACUCCUGGGCGGGCGGGCUGACCGAGUUCGCGGAUGGGCGCAACCAGGAGAGCAGCAGCGAGGCCGUGAACGCCUACUACGCGGCGGCGCUGCUGGGGCGAGCCUACGGCGACGAGGAUCUCGCCAACACCGGCAGCGCCAUCGCUGGAUUCGAGGCGCUGGGCGCGAAAUCGCUGUGGCACAUCCGCCGCGACAGCGAUCUCUACGAGCCGGAGUUUGUUCGCGAGAAUCGGAUGAGCGGCGUGGUGUGGGCGAACAAGCGGGACACUGCGCUGUGGUUCGCGGCCACGUCGGUGCUCGAGUGCCGCGUCGGCAUCCAGGUCAUACCGGUGACGCCCGCCACGGAGGCGCUGUACGACGACGUGGACUACAACCGGCAGCUGUACGAGUGGGCGUCGCCGGCGGUGCAGAGCGACACGUGGCGGGGGUUCGCGCUGGCGGUGCAGGCCACGUAUGAUCCGGCACGCGCGCGUGCCAACGUGGAGCUCCUGGAGAGGUUUGACGAUGGGAAUUCCUUGUCCAAUAUGUUGUGGUGGGUUUACACGAGGCCCAGCAUCACGUCGCAAUCUCCAGCAAUCGGGCAGAUCCAUGCGCGAGAAUCCUACGAGAAUAUGGAAUUGCUCCUUGUGAUUGCUCUUGUCUCUAUGACCAUCGGACUCGCCGACAGCUACAGCGCUGCGAUUCGGGCCAGCCUCCAGCAGGAUAAUUCCAUCGAUCAAGAGUUCCUGGACGCGCACAACGCCGCCAGGGCCGCGGUAGACGUCCCGCCGCUCUCGUGGGACGCGAGCCUGGCCGAGUUUGCUCGGGGCUGGGCGUCCAGGCUGCGAGACGCCGGCUGCACGAACUUGGUUCACUCGGGGGGCAUGUACGGGGAGAACCUGUGGUACGGGCCCGGAAGACCCAGCGACGCCGUGGGGCUGUGGGUGGCGGAGCAGCGCUUCUACGAUCCGGAGAGCAACCAGUGCAAGAGUGGCGAGGUGUGUGGGCAUUACACCCAGGUUGUCUGGUCGAGGUCCCAGAAGCUCGGAUGCGCGUAUCUGAGCUGUGGAAAUGGAUUGUUUGUGGCGAGCUGCAACUAUUAUCCGAGAGGAAACAUUGUUGGAGAGACACCAUUCUAG